UCUCCGUCUCUGGCCGGGUUGCGGCCGAAUUUCGUCGGUGUACCGAUGUUAUCAUCGAGUGGCUUCGUCUGAUAUGUUUUUUUUGGGCCGGUUAUAAAAGCCUGCACCAUAGGGUGUCAUCAAUUAUAGCUUUUAUGAUCCUGCAACGGACAGUGCGCUUCAGUGAGGUCUAGUGCUCGGUUUAUGUGGGUUGCGGUGGAAUUCGGUUUAGUUUUGGGAAAAUGAAGGCAUUUGUAGCAGUUCUGGUUUUGGUGGUUGCUGUGGUAGCAGACGAAUCUGUCCAACAACCAACUGUGUUUCUCCAACCUCCGGUUGAACAUCAGGAGACCAAAGAUUUCAACGCACCAUGGACUGCGGAAAACUCGUUGGUUCCAGUAGCAGAUCCUCAACAACCGAUUAACGUUGCUCAGCAACAUUCCUACUACGCUCCUGCUCAGCAAGCAACUUACAAUCAAGAGGACUGCCAGCAAGACCAACAACAAGUCAAUCAACAAUACUUCCACCAUCAAGAGCAGCCGCAAUAUCAGGAACAGCAGUACCAUCAAGAGCAGCAACAUUAUCAGCAAAAUUCCUACCAGAGCGACAACUCUCCAGCAUCCGUGGCCGUGAAAGUAACCCAUCCUGACUGGGCCACUUCCUACUCCAACGUCAACCGUUACAACAACUACUGGCCUGCGGCCCCAGUUCAGUACGUUCAGGCUACUCCUGCCCCAUUCGCCCACAAGCCCGCUUACGCCCCAACCCAUGCUCCGGUGCCCGUCUACAGCAACAAUGUAGCCAAGUGGAACACCUGGAACAACCAGCCGGUGCACGACAUCGUCAAGGUCCCACUGUCGGUCGCCAAGUACGUGGCCAUUACACCCGGAUCGGUGCACAUUGCCCCACUGCCGGGACACACUGUUUCCCAUAAGGUGUUGAACGUGGCCUCCGCUGGAAGCUGGUAAAAGCUAUGAUGAGCCACGAAAGUUCUGUGCUAGUGAAAUACGUAGUAGAUCAAUGAAUUGUUGACUAGUAGUAAUAAAUCAAGACUGUUUUUGGUGAUAACAAAAUUUGGAGCUGUGUUUUCUCGUAUAU
Messenger RNA from Aedes albopictus (Asian tiger mosquito), 1074 nucleotides. Its product is annotated as vacuolar protein-sorting-associated protein 36. Bases 222 to 944 code for a protein of 240 amino acids. The transcript has 2 exons. NCBI's taxonomy places the organism in Eukaryota, Metazoa, Arthropoda, Insecta, Diptera, Culicidae. The record is from RefSeq and is a predicted model, not a curated record.